Molecule: messenger RNA, 2217 nt
Organism: Coregonus clupeaformis (lake whitefish)
Lineage: Eukaryota; Metazoa; Chordata; Actinopteri; Salmoniformes; Salmonidae
Gene: smad9
Product: SMAD family member 9
Exons: 8
Coding region: 741-2144 (467 amino acids)
Biological process (GO): regulation of transcription by RNA polymerase II; transforming growth factor beta receptor signaling pathway; cell differentiation
Cellular component (GO): heteromeric SMAD protein complex
Molecular function (GO): RNA polymerase II cis-regulatory region sequence-specific DNA binding; DNA-binding transcription factor activity, RNA polymerase II-specific; I-SMAD binding
Source: RefSeq, a predicted model, not a curated record
GGGAGCGCACCGCUGCUGACUGUCUGUCUGAAUCUUUCUCGAAUCCUGGGAAAGUUCCAGGGGCAGGCUGGCUGGCGGAGGGAUCUGGCACGCAGGCACUGCGGCUCCAGCCUGGCUGACGCCGGUGUUGUGGCGCUCUGCUCCGCUCGUGGAGGCUCAAGGGCUCCUAGCAAACACUCUCCCCACCUUGCUCUAUCCGCGCCGCGCUCAACUGGGAAGCCAGACAUCACACGCAUGAACAGAGAGACAGGAAUCGCCCCCGUCAUUCACAACAGUGAAGCGCUGUAGUGAAUGGACAUCACACAGCAGAGAUGACUGAAACCUGACCGGGACUUCUGACUGCAUGAGGAAUAACAUUCACUACAGGAGGCUACCAUUCUGACCAGACCAUAAUCCUGCUAAGAGAGAGAGAGGGAGAGACACACAGAGAAAGGGAGUGAAACAGAGAGAGCAAGAGAGAAGAAAAAUAAGAUAUUUGGGAUUGUGUCAUUAUUCCUACUCCUGGUCUCUUCAGGAAGCACCAACGGAACUAAUGAACACCAGCUUCUGUUUACAGUGACUCCUCACACUCCUCCUCGAGCUCCAUCCCUGAUCCCUCGCUUCCGCUCUCCUUUACCCGCGUGGGCGACAAUCCAUCCAUCACACUCCUCCUCUGUCCCCCUCUCCUACCUCCUCUCAUCACAUUCCCUCCCUCUUUCACCCAAGUGGGGGUUUCUCCUCCCUCCCUCCCUCCAUCCCUCAUGCACUCCUCCACCUCCAUCACGUCACUCUUCUCCUUCACCAGCCCUGCAGUGAAGAGGCUUCUGGGAUGGAAACAGGGGGAUGAGGAGGAGAAGUGGGCAGAGAAGGCUGUGGACUCCCUGGUCAAGAAACUAAAGAAGAAGAAGGGAGCGAUGGAGGAGCUGGAGAAGGCCCUCAGCUGCCCCGGACAGCCCAGUAAGUGUGUGACCAUCCCCCGGUCUCUGGACGGUCGUCUCCAGGUGUCCCACAGGAAGGGACUCCCCCACGUUAUCUACUGUAGGGUGUGGCGUUGGCCCGACCUGCAGUCUCAUCAUGAGCUCAAGGCCUUGGAGUGCUGCGAAUUUGCCUUCGGAUCCAAACAGAAAGACAUCUGUAUCAACCCUUACCACUACAGACGGGUAGAGACACCAGUGCUCCCCCCGGUGUUGGUCCCCCGCCACAGUGAGUUUAACCCCCAGCACAGUCUACUGGCUAAGUUCCGGAACGCCUCGCUCCACAACGAGCCCCUGAUGCCCCAGAACGCCACAUACCCGGACUCCUUCCCUCCUCACCCCUGCACCUCCUUCUCCUCCCCCUCCUCCUCCUCCCUCACCCAGUCUCCCACCCCCGCCAGCUACCCCAACUCUCCCAGCAGCGCAGCCGAACCAGCCAGCCCCUACCACAUCACAGCAGAGACCCCCCUCCCCCCAUAUAGCAUGAUGGAGACGGCCCCAACAGAGGAUGUCAAGCCCGGAGACUCCUCAAACACACACAAGCUCACCUUCUCAGCUCCGCACAUAGACCUGCGGCCUGUGUGUUAUGAGGAGCCAGAGUACUGGUGUUCAGUGGCGUACUACGAGCUGAAUAAUCGCGUUGGAGAGACGUUCCACGCCUCGUCCCGUAGCGUCCUGGUCGACGGCUUCACCGACCCCUCCAACAACAAGAACCGCUUCUGUCUCGGCCUGCUGUCUAACGUCAACCGCAACUCAACCAUCGAACACACACGCAGGCACAUAGGGAAAGGUGUUCAUCUCUACUACGUGGGUGGUGAAGUCUACGCUGAGUGUCUGAGUGACAGCAGUAUCUUCGUCCAGAGUCGUAACUGUAACUAUCAGCAUGGUUUCCAUGCCACCACUGUAUGUAAGAUCCCCAGUGGCUGCAGUCUGAAGAUCUUCAACAACCAGCUGUUUGCUGAGCUCCUCUCUCAGUCUGUCAACCACGGCUUUGAGGUGGUCUACGAACUGACCAAGAUGUGUACUAUACGCAUGAGCUUCGUCAAGGGCUGGGGUGCAGAGUACCACCGUCAGGAUGUCACCAGCACCCCCUGCUGGAUAGAGGUGCACCUGCAUGGCCCUCUGCAGUGGCUGGACAAGGUCCUCACACAGAUGGGCUCUCCCCAUAAUCCCAUCUCCUCCGUGUCCUAACGCACACACACAGAGAUGUGGCCUGUCCUAAAACACACACACACACAGAUGUGGCCUGUCCUAAAACACACAC